Aureobasidium musti is the source of this 213-nucleotide messenger RNA. Lineage: Eukaryota; Fungi; Ascomycota; Dothideomycetes; Dothideales; Saccotheciaceae. The record is from the annotation of a GenBank genome assembly.
AUGGCCACCGAACUAGACUUCUGCCGCUCUUUGCUAGAGAAAUUCCUCAAAUUCUACGAUGCAAACAAAGCUCCUUACAUCGAAAUCUUCCUCGAACCUGUCGACGAAAUCGCUGAUGACGCUCCUGGCUACUAUACCAAAAUCAAGCGCCCUAUGGAUAUCACCACCAUGGCUACUAACCUUAACAACGGGGCCUAUAUCGACAUCUGGUAA